This is a messenger RNA of Polyodon spathula (Mississippi paddlefish), 1134 nucleotides long. RefSeq names its product rho-related GTP-binding protein RhoQ-like. Gene Ontology annotation, biological process: cortical actin cytoskeleton organization; small GTPase-mediated signal transduction. Lineage: Eukaryota; Metazoa; Chordata; Actinopteri; Acipenseriformes; Polyodontidae. The transcript has 5 exons. The coding region runs from base 359 to 1048 and encodes 229 amino acids. The record is from RefSeq and is a predicted model, not a curated record. Gene Ontology annotation, molecular function: GTP binding; GTPase activity.
CUGUUCAAACUGGUGGGUAUGGGGGGCGGGGGAGUAAUAUAACUGUAACAAUGGCAUGACAGUGGAAUAAUAGCGACGUAGGGUGCUUUAGUUUGUGUCGGUGCUGUUAAAAAAAAGGACACGUACUGCCGAUUGGAACUUUUUUUAACGGUCAGUCUUUGUCUAAAACACACACACACAAACAGUAGUGCACACGCCUCAUUUAUUUUCAAGUUUGGUUGUGCUGGCUGUACUGUAUUUAUGGCUGGAGAAGAGGAAGCAAAGCGGUUUGACUGCCAAAUUUGGUAACCAGACAGAAGACUAUGCCAGUUGCAUUUAUUUUGAAAGGGAGCGCAGUCGGAGCGGUCUGGUGGUAUUGAUGCGCCGCGGGGGGAGGAUUAUAUGGUCUGCUUGGUGGAAAGUGAGCGGUUAUAAUGUUGAGUUGCAAAUUAUGGCAAAUGGAACAGGCACAAUUAUGUUGAAAUGUGUGGUGGUUGGGGACGGCGCUGUGGGCAAAACUUGCCUGCUAAUGAGCUAUGCCAACGACGCCUUUCCCGAGGAGUACGUACCCACCGUGUUCGAUCAUUAUGCUGUCAGUGUCACAGUUGGGGGAAAGCAAUAUCUUUUGGGACUUUAUGACACAGCGGGACAGGAGGACUAUGACCGCCUGAGGCCUCUCUCCUACCCCAUGACGGAUGUGUUCCUUAUCUGCUUCUCGGUAGUAAACCCGGCCUCGUUCCAGAACGUCAGGGAGGAGUGGGUGCCAGAGCUAAAGGAGUACGCGCCCAACGUCCCCUUCCUCUUGAUUGGAACUCAGAUUGACCUCUGUGAUGACCCCAAAACAAUAGCAAAACUGAACGAUAUGAAAGAGAAGCCCAUAGGCAUGGAGCAAGGGCAGAAACUGGCCAAGGAGGUUGGAGCCUGCUGCUACAUGGAGUGCUCAGCUUUAACACAGAAAGGCCUGAAGACUGUAUUUGACGAAGCCAUCAUCGCUAUCCUGACCCCAAAGAAAAAUGCUCUGAAAAAGAGACUGGGCUCCACAUGCAUAAACUGCUGCUUGAUUACGUGAGGAAUGAAAAGAAAACGAGACAGAGGAGGGCACAAGAAGCCUGGAUGUGCCAAACAGGGUCUUUGUGGUAUCAGUGAAUGGUGCUG